AUGAUUACCUAAUAGUUUAUAUUUAUCAUAUAUUUAUGUAUUUUAUAGUUACCUUUACCAAAACAUGUCGAUUACUCAGGUCACGAGUUCACGGUCUGGACGUCGUAGGAGCAUGAAUGUUUUUUCGCAUUCGCAGCAACACAACUACGUACGAUACUUGGAUGAAUUAAAACAAGAGUUCAAGAAAAUUUACACAAAUCCGCCCGUUUAUAAAAAAAGUAUUAAUGAUUUUGAUUUCAUACAAAAUUUAGGAACUGGCUCAUUUGGAACCGUGGUCUUGGUGCGAGACAAAACGACGUUUCGGUAUCAUGCCAUGAAGUCAAUCGAGAAGGAAGUUGCAGUGUCGACGAAAGCCCUAAAGCAGUUGGUUCAAGAAAAGAAAAUAUUACAAAGCUGCAAUUUCAUAUUCGUUUUAAACUUGGACUUUUGUUGCAAGGAUAAUGUUUAUGUUUAUUUAUUAGUGCCUUUCGCGGAAGGUGGCGAAUUAUUCUCAUUACUAAAGAAAUUAGGGGUAUUAUCAGAGCCUCUAGCUCAAUUUUAUAGUGCGCAAAUAGUAUUGGCUUUGGAGUACCUGCACCACUGCGACGUAAUACACAGAGAUGUUAAACCAGAGAAUAUCCUGAUCACAAAGACAGGAUAUCUCAAGUUGGGAGAUUUCGGUUUUUCUAAAAUAUUAAAGAACAGAGCGUGGACUUUAUGUGGAACACCAGAGUAUUUAGCACCAGAAAUUAUAAAAUCUAAAGGAUACUCAUACUCUGUUGAUUGGUGGGCAUUUGGGGUGCUUGUAUUCGAACUGAACGUUGGGUACCCUCCAUUUUACAGUACAGACACGAUGAAACUUUAUGAGAAAAUAUUGUCAGGUUCAUUCAAGACUCCAGCAACAAUGACUCCUCAGUGCAAAUUGUUGGUAAAGCAGUUACUAGAAGUAGAACCUAGUAAACGAAUUGGGUUUCUAAAAGCGGGAGUAUAUGACAUAAAGAGUCACGAGUGGUUCCAGGGGCUGGAAUGGAACAUGUUGCUGAACCAGCAACUGAAGCCGCCAUUCAUUCCGAUACUUAACGAUAUCAACGUCGAGACCGACGCCAUAAUGGGCAGAAAGAUAAAGCAUUCUCCUAUAAAUUUGUUCGAAGAAGAAUUUGAAGAUUUCUAGAAUGUUUAUGAUUGAGUAUAUAGCGUCAAAAACAGUUUCUUCGGCCGCCUUAUUGCAAAAUAUCAUUGAUGUUUUUAUAAUGCACUGGUAGAAAAAUAAUAUAUGAUGUUCAAAUGGAAUUUAAAUACCUGUGUAAAAUAACGGCAUACUCUAGGG
Molecule: messenger RNA, 1306 nt
Organism: Cydia fagiglandana
Lineage: Eukaryota; Metazoa; Arthropoda; Insecta; Lepidoptera; Tortricidae
Product: cAMP-dependent protein kinase catalytic subunit gamma-like
Exons: 1
Coding region: 65-1150 (361 amino acids)
Biological process (GO): protein phosphorylation
Cellular component (GO): nucleus
Molecular function (GO): protein serine/threonine kinase activity; ATP binding
Source: RefSeq, a predicted model, not a curated record